Molecule: messenger RNA, 2852 nt
Organism: Quercus robur (English oak)
Lineage: Eukaryota; Viridiplantae; Streptophyta; Magnoliopsida; Fagales; Fagaceae
Exons: 23
Coding region: 119-2392 (757 amino acids)
Biological process (GO): ubiquitin recycling; proteasome-mediated ubiquitin-dependent protein catabolic process
Cellular component (GO): cytoplasm; nucleus
Molecular function (GO): ubiquitin binding
Source: RefSeq, a predicted model, not a curated record
UUCGAAGAAAGGAAAACCCACUCUGCAAGAAAAGAAAAACUAUCCAAAAAAAGAAAAAAGAAAAAAGAAAAAGCAAAGCAUAGCUUCACAGUCUCUCUCUCUCUCUCAGAACUUGAACAUGGAGAUCGAUUUCAGCGAAUACAAAUUGAGCUCUGAACUCCGAGGCCACGAAGACGAUGUUCGAGGAAUCUGCGUGUGUGGAAAUGCCGGCAUUGCCACGUCAUCCAGGGACCGGACGGUGCGGUUGUGGUCUCCGGAGGGGCACAAGUACGCGGCGUCGAGGAUUCUGCUAGGGCACACGAGUUUCGUGGGCCCGCUGGCGUGGAUUUCGCCGAAUGAGGAGUUUCCGGAGGGCGGUGUCGUGUCCGGCGGCAUGGACACGCUUGUUCUGGUUUGGGACUUGAGGACUGGUGAGAAAGUGCAGACCUUGAAAGGUCACCAGUUGCAGGUGACUAGUGUGGCUUUGGAUGGCGGGGACAUUGUGUCGGCUUCGGUUGAUUGCACAUUAAGACGUUGGAGAAAUGGCCAACCUUUAGAAUCCUGGGAGGCUCAUAAGGCAGCAAUCCAAGCACUCAUAAAGCUGCCUUCAGGCGAGCUUGUUACAGGUUCAAGUGAUACAACUUUAAAACUUUGGAGAGGAAGCAAAUGUACACAUACUUUUGUUGGGCAUACAGAUACUGUUCGAGGUUUGGCAGUGAUGUCUGAUCUGGGAAUCCUUUCUGCAUCACAUGACAGUUCCAUAAGAUUAUGGGCAUUAAGUGGUGAAGUAUUAAUGGAGAUGGUUGGUCAUACUUCCAUUGUCUAUUCAGUUGAUUCACACGUCUCUGGACUUAUUGUCAGUGGUAGUGAAGAUUGUUCUGCAAAGAUAUGGAAAGAUGGAGUUUGUGUUCAGACCAUAGAGCAUCCUGGUUGCGUUUGGGAUGCCAAAUUCUUGGACAAUGGCGAUAUCGUGACAGGAUGUUCAGAUGGAGUUAUUCGUAUUUGGACAGUUCAUAAGGAUAGGUUGGCUGACUCACUGGAACUUGAGUCAUAUGUUUCCCAACUUUCUCAAUACAAGCGAAGCAGGAAGAGGGUUGGAGGAUUAAAACUGGAUGAUUUACCAGGGCUGGAGGCUUUACAGGUUCCAGGGACGAGUGAUGGGCAGACAAAAGUCGUCAGAGAGGGGGACAAUGGUGUGGCAUAUGCUUGGAACUUGAGGGAACAGAAGUGGGAUAAGAUUGGUGAAGUUGUUGACGGACCGGAUGAUAACCUGAGGCGUCCUGUUCUUGAUGGGAUUGAAUAUGACUAUGUAUUUGAUGUUGAUAUUGGAGAUGGGGAGCCUACUCGUAAGUUGCCCUACAAUCGAUCAGAAAAUCCUUAUGCUACUGCUGACAAAUGGCUUCUCAAGGAGAAUCUACCUCUUUCCUAUCGACAACAAAUUGUAGAGUUUAUACUCCAAAAUUCUGGACAAAAGGACUUCACCCUGGAUUCAUCAUUUCGUGAUCCCUAUACUGGCUCUAGUGCUUAUAUACCUGGAGCAACUUCCAGUAUGUCUGCAGCUGUUUCAGCAAAACCCACUUUCAAGCACAUUCCUAAGAAAGGAGUGCUUGUUUUUGAUGUGGCACAGUUUGAUGGGAUCCUCAAAAAGAUUACAGAGUUUAACAAUGCUCUACUCUCUGACUCGGAAAAUAAAAAUUUAUCUUUGACAGAGCUUGAGUUUUCCAGACUUGGUGCCAUUAUUAAAGUUCUGAAGGACACGUCACACUAUCAUAGUAGCAAAUUAGCAGAUGUUGAUAUAGCUUUGUUACUGAAAUUGCUAAAUUCAUGGCCUCUGGCAAUGAUAUUUCCAGUUAUUGAUAUUUUGAGGAUGACUGUCCUGCACCCAGAUGGGGCGACCGUACUUCUUAAGCAUGUUGAAGCUGAAAAUGGUGUACUAUCAGAAAUAAUCAAGAAAGUCACAACAAACCCAGCUAUUCCUGCAAACCUUUUAACGAGUAUCCGUGCUGUAACUAAUCUAUUCAAAAAUUCAUGUUUCUACAACUGGUUACAAAAGCAUCGUAGUGAGAUUCUUGAUGCAUUUUCAAGUUGUUAUUCAUCUCCAAAUAAGAAUUUGCAGUUGUCUUACUCCACUUUAAUACUCAAUUAUGCUGUGCUUUUAAUUGAAAAGAAGGAUCAAGAAGGUCAAUCUCAAGUUCUUUCAGCAGCUCUUGUGAUUGUGGAAGAGGAAAAUCUAGAAGUUGAUUCGAAAUUCCGUGUUUUAGUUGCCAUUGGAUCACUGAUGCUUGAUGGUCUUGUGAGAAAAAUUGCCUUGGACCUUGAUGUUGAGGACAUUGCCAAAGCAGCAAAGGCCUCUAAAGACGCCAAAAUUGCUGAAGUUGGGGCUGACAUUGAACUGUUAACUAAACAGAGUUGAAUCUCUCAAGUCCCUGGUUUGAAUAAAUAAUGACAGCUUGAAGUGAAUCUAAAAUAGAAGAUGAACAUUCUGGAAGGUUGAUUGGACCUUAGAGUUCACAGAAAUCACAGUGAAGAACCGGGGCCUCUGUCUACUGGGUGCAUACGCGGAAUACUAACAUGCCAAAAAGGAUCCUUCGAUCGAUGAGGAUACAGGGAUAUUUUUUUUCUUGGGCUAGUAAAAAAAAAAAAAAAAAACUUGAAAGUCAAAAUUUAGUUAACAAUUUGUGUUGGGCCCAAGGAAUUUCUUUAUGGUACCAAAUGGUGCAGCAAUUGUUUUUACUUGUGUUCCGGGGCCCCAGUUGUACCAUAUUUGUUGACCAUUGAUUGAACGUUUUUCAAAUGGAUAAUGUAGCUGAAUUGCCAUUAAAAAAAUGUAGCUGAAUGGCCGGCAUUUCUGGAUAUCUAUGGCCUAUUCUUUA